CUUUUUUUUAUAUUUUAUUUGCUCUUUCUUUUCUUUUGGUCAUUGUUUUUGUUAUGGCACAAUACCUUACUGCUCAGUGGGACUACACCGCUGAGGGAAACUAUGAAUUGUCCUUUAAAGAAGGAGAUCAAAUAAAACUUUUGGAGAAACACAAUGACGAUUGGUGGGAAGGUGAGCUGAACGACGAAAUUGGAUUUUUUCCUGCAAAUCGAACAAUAGCUGUCAUGGAAGAAAUUGAGAAUUCAACUAGACCUGCCACACCUAAUAAUACAUGUUCAGACUCAGUAACGGAGUACAAUCAAACACUACCACCGGAUCAACGCCCUCCCAUCAUCGCUUCCAAUAGUAACCCGUAUCUUCAACAGUCAAAUGCAGUAAUAAGAGAUACCAUGUCUGCACCAAUUUUACCCGAUAGGGCAAAGGCAAAUUUACUAGUGGAUAUUUCGACGGAAAGUAACCUAGAUGAUCUACCAGCUGGAUGGAGCUAUUCUUACGAUCAAGCAGGUACCAUCUAUUUCUUUAACAAGAGUACAAAUGAAUCACAAUGGGAAAGACCGACAGAGACUCCCAAAACUAAAUAUAAUAUUGACGACUUGGUAUAUGAUAUCAAAAAAUUGAGUUUGGAUGCCUUACAUCCCAACUGGAUUCGUACACAAAGUAUUAUUCAAAUGAAAAUCAUUGCAGAGGAGGAAAUUCCUUGGAAAGAAUAUUAUGCGGUUUUGGCAGUUGGAUAUUUAUUGAUAUAUAAGGAAGGACUAAACAAAACUUCAAGGAGACCUUCCUCUAUGAAGUCUGUAGCUGCUUUUGGAACAAUUAAUCUGCAAUCUUCUGAAAUAACCCCAGCCACAAAGUUAGAUACCCGAAAGAAGAAUGCUUUUAUCAUCAACAACAGUGAUCUAAAGAUAGUAAUCAGUGUAGCCAAUGAGACCUUGUAUUCCGAUUGGUUAGAUGCAAUCAUGCGUGAAUUGGUCUCUUUGAAAGAAAAUCGGGAAAACCAAGACAUAGACCUGGUACAGCUACUCGCAUCCAUCCCUCUUAAAGAUAAGCUUAUAAAAAGUAAGUCUGACGUUACUCAGACCGCAGAAGAGUCAAAGCUGACAAGAUGGUUCUCCAGAUCAAGUAGAAAUAGUGUCAGUAAUAAACAACAUAUACCAACCGAGCCUCCACCUGUCGGAAAAGAGGUGUUUGGAGGCUACUUAAAACUCGAAGAAGGAGGAGGGAUACCACUUGUAGUACGUUCAUGUAUUGAGCAGGUUGAUAAAAGAGGCCUAGAUGUUGUAGGAAUUUAUCGCUUGUCUGGUCAGACUACAAGUAUACAGAAAUACAAAAACCAAUUUAAUACCAACCCGGAGGAUGUAAAUUUAGAUGAGGAGAACGAUAUUAAUGUGAUUACUGGACUUUUGAAGCUCUAUUUCCGUGAGCUCAAGAAUCCUUUGUUGACAUUUGAAUAUUAUGACCGAGUGAUUGAAGCAGCUCGUUUACAGGACUACGAUGAGCGUAUGUUCCGACUCAAAUCCAUAAUCCAAGUGCUCCCAGUUCCUAAUUACAAGGUAUUUCAGUAUUUAGUUCGCCAUUUGGAACGAGUAAAGGAUCAGAGUAAAAUCAACAAGAUGGAGGCAUCCAAUCUUGCCUUGAUAUUUUCCAUUGGAUUACUAAGAUCAAAGCAAGACGAUUUGUCUUCUUCCAUUUUGCACAGUGAUCUGUUGAGUAAAGUAAUGGAAACUAUUAUACAACAUGUUGACUGGUUUUUUGAUACAGAUACAGAUGACGAGUUAUUAGUAGAAGAUGCAAGUGUAUUAUAAUAAUAAUAAAAU
This is a messenger RNA of Mucor mucedo, 1814 nucleotides long. RefSeq names its product Rho GTPase activation protein. Gene Ontology annotation, molecular function: protein binding. The coding region runs from base 54 to 1802 and encodes 582 amino acids. NCBI's taxonomy places the organism in Eukaryota, Fungi, Mucoromycota, Mucoromycetes, Mucorales, Mucoraceae. Gene Ontology annotation, cellular component: cytoplasm. The record is from RefSeq and is a predicted model, not a curated record. Gene Ontology annotation, biological process: regulation of GTPase activity; signal transduction. The transcript is spliced from 10 exons.